Messenger RNA from Synchytrium microbalum, 1544 nucleotides. RefSeq lists its product as uncharacterized. Gene Ontology annotation, molecular function: oxidoreductase activity. NCBI's taxonomy places the organism in Eukaryota, Fungi, Chytridiomycota, Chytridiomycetes, Synchytriales, Synchytriaceae. The transcript has 5 exons. Bases 93 to 1544 code for a protein of 483 amino acids. The record is from RefSeq and is a predicted model, not a curated record.
AUUUUGCCUCUUGUCUUGCUGCUGAGGCUCAGUUGAACGGUAUCAAGGUGGUGGUUGCUAUUAUUAUAUUAGUAUUUAGAGGCAUCUCAAACAUGACUGCCACGUCUGUAGAUAUCUUGAUUAUCGGUGCUGGUCCUACGGGACUAGGCGCCGCUAAACGAUUACAACAAUUCAACCACAAGUCAUGGCUUAUGGUGGACAGUUUCGAGAGUGUGGGUGGUCUCGCUUCUACUGAUGAAACUCCGGAGGGCUUCUUAUUUGAUGUUGGUGGUCACGUUGACUGGUUUAUACAUGAACGUGUCUCGUACGUGAAGUCUAAGGGUAAAUGGAUUCCUUAUCCUUACCAAAACAACAUCUCUAUGUUGCCUAAAGAGGAUCAGGUCAAAGCUUUGACUGGAAUGAUUGAAGCAUAUGAAGUAUCUCUAUCGACUAAGAUUCCCCCAAAGAACUUUGAUGAAUGGAUUGUUCGUAACAUGGGUGAAGGUAUUGCUGAUCUCUUCAUGAGGCCCUACAACUUCAAAGUCUGGGCAAUCGAACCCAGAGAUAUGCAAUGCCAAUGGUUGGGGGAGAGAGUCGCUGCUCCUGAUCUCAAGAUGGCCGUUACGAAUGUGGUUCUAAACAAAGUUGCAGGAAAUUGGGGUCCUAAUGCUACCUUUCGCUUUCCUGCACACGGUGGCACUCAUGGUAUCUGGCUUGCUGUAGGGAAGACUCUUCCGCCCGCCAACCUCAGGCUGUCGACAACCGUUAGUAAGAUCGACCAUCAACAAAAGACAGUCCUAUGUACUGAUGGAUCCACGAUAUCCUACAAGACUUUGAUCAACACCAUGCCAUUGAUCGAGUUGGCUAACAUGCUAGUUCCUUCAAUCCCGAAAGUAAUUGAAGAGUCAAGCGGUCUAUUGUUUUCCUCAACUCAUGUUAUUGGUAUUGGAAUCCGAGGUAGUAGACCUGAACGCAUAGGUGACAAGUGUUGGCUUUACUUUCCCGAGGCAGACAGCCCGUUUUACCGAGCAACGAUAUUUUCCAACUACUCGCCAUAUAAUCAGCCCAGUGAAACCCUCGAACUACCUACUCUCAGGCUGGCUAAAGACUCCAGUUGUGUAGCGGAUAGUAAUGGCAGACCUGGGCCGUACUGGUCUUUAAUGAUGGAAGUAUCCGAAUCACCGCGAAAACCGGUCGACCUGCCGACAUUAAUGGAGGAUACCAUUCAAGGCUGCCUUAACACAGGACUGCUUUUGCCCACUGAUGAAAUCGUGUCAACGUAUUCUCGCAAAUUCUACUAUGGCUACCCUACGCCAUCUCUCGACCGAGAUAAACACCUCGCUGUAAUUUUGCCUGAACUGGAGAAGCUGAGCAUCCUGUCUAGAGGUCGAUUUGGAUCAUGGAAGUACGAAGUAGCCAACCAGGAUCAUUCAUUCAUGUUAGGUGUGGAAGCUGUAGACAAGGUCCUGUUUCAGAGUCCUGAAAUGACGCUGAUGAGUCCCAACUGGGUCAACAGCAGGUCUAACAGCGAGAGACGAUUCGGAAUUAUCGAGAAGCAGGAGUAA